UUACAGCCUCUUACUACAGCUGACAGCAAGUUUAGACUAAAAAUAGGAUGGUGAUCACACACGUGGCUCGUGUGAUUAUUUCCAAAGUUGUUACAGCCACAGCUGAUCCGCCUCUUGUCUCAUACACACCGUAUAAAGACGCGGGGCUCCUCCAAGAACUUGCUUCAGUUACCUUCUUCCUCUGGCUACCUCCGAUAUCGCGAUACCUCAUUCUACUUCACACGUUAUUCCGAACUGAUUGACAAUGCCUUGGGAACGGCGACCUCAACGUUCUACUUUCCAAAAUACGGGGCAGACUUCUUACUCACGGAUGUCCAGGACACCUGGAUUCGAUAAUCCCGAGCAUUUUACGCAAGGCAAACACUCGGACUGGUACUGUAAUAUAUGUACCCCUCACCCGCGGCCCAAGUACAUGAAUGUAAAGGCUGCCUUGGCUCAUGAAAAGAAUGCGCACCACCAUCAAAACGUAGUCAAUGUUGAGUCGUGGUGGGGUCCACCGAUCGUGGAUUCUUGGGAUUUUGAGCUGCCCAAGCAGGAGGAAAUGACAAAGGAUGAGGCUCGAGAUUCGGAACACCGCUACUUCGUUGACCAUGUCGGGGAGUACAUCCCUUACUGGAUCAGAGGGGUCGAAGCCGCGGAGAGAGGCGAGGUUCUGAAGCUCGAAGAUUAUCUAGACUCGCUGGAUCAUGAUGGACCGAAGGAUCCAUGGGGGACCUGGGGCGCGUCUCGCGGGGGUGACCAUUCCAGUGAAUGGAUGCACGGCGCUCCUUCUGAUGACCUGGGAUCAAUGCCUACUAGCCAAGGGAAAGCUGGUAAGAGUCCGAAGAAUACGGAUAGGAAUAAAAGGCAGGAGCUGGGUAACCGAUUCACGGAUGGUUCUUACGCCUUCGUGGAGGACAUCGCACGGCAAGAGGAGGCGAAUGCCGAGAGGAGAGAGCAAAUGCACGACUUCUUCGAAAUGCCUACGGACAAGAAGGUACAACGCAUUGACGAACUGAUACGGAGCUUGCAUGCAAACUUGCACACAUGAAUUUGCUGGAUUUAUUUACGUGUAAUCAAAGGACCGUCAGGAUAUAUUCCCUUUGCCAUCAUACCGCAUAUGAGAAUUGCUCUCACAGGAUCUACAGAUUGACAGGGUGUACCGUAAUGAUACAGGAAUGUUACCUGCUAAAUUCCAACGCCCCUAACUUCUGCACAGCAUUGAUGAUGUCAACGCUCCUAGUAUCCACUGGCGCUUUCCGAGGGCGGUGAAUCCAGAAAGUUUAUAAAUCCUGGUUUUUGCUGGCGACUGCGCAUUCGCACCUUUCACUUUUACUACAAUGUCCCGCGAAUCUAAUGAUCAGGCCCUUCCUUCUGGCUGGAUCA
Molecule: messenger RNA, 1365 nt
Organism: Desarmillaria tabescens
Lineage: Eukaryota; Fungi; Basidiomycota; Agaricomycetes; Agaricales; Physalacriaceae
Exons: 3
Coding region: 245-1030 (261 amino acids)
Source: RefSeq, a predicted model, not a curated record